AUGUGUCGUCUUCAGGGAGGUUACCCACGAGUCGUCCGGAUGCUCCUUCAAGCCGGGGCAAACGUCGCAGUGGAGGCAGCCACCAUGUACACGGCCCUCCACGGUUCUACCGUGACCGGAUGCCAAGUGGCUCAGAUGCUCAUCGACGCCGGGGCCAAUAAUGUGGAUGCCGGGAACGAGGAUGGCGUGACACCAUUGAUGUUUGCUUGCUGCGACGGACGGAAAAUUGGCCGUCGCGAAAGUGUUCAUCGCGGCGGGAGCAAAGGUUGACGCCCGUGCGGCCAACGACGAAACCGCGUUGUGUCGUGCUUCACAGGGGGGGCACGUGGACAUGGUCAAACUGCUCCUUGCUACUAAAGCAAACCCAACGCGAGGGUCGAUGAACACGAGGAUCGAUGGCCGUAAGUGGAUAUGCUUGCUGUUGGACGCUGCGUCGGAACGCGGACACGAGUCGAUGGUGCGAGAACUGCUUAAUCUCGGGCUGAAGGCAUGCGGCGGCCCUCGUGGCGGCAGGGAUGCGCUCUUUAUGGCCGCACAAGAU
This is a messenger RNA of Ectocarpus sp. CCAP 1310/34, 541 nucleotides long. The record is from the annotation of a GenBank genome assembly. Lineage: Eukaryota; Phaeophyceae; Ectocarpales; Ectocarpaceae.